This is a messenger RNA of Symbiodinium natans, 621 nucleotides long. The record is from the annotation of a GenBank genome assembly. Lineage: Eukaryota; Dinophyceae; Suessiales; Symbiodiniaceae.
AUGUUGACUGCAAAGAUUUGCACAUCCGCUGCUGUGCUACACCUGCUCUGUGCUGUUCUGAUGAUCUUUACCGACUCACGCUCGCGGUGGGGCUUCCGGAAUCUCGAGCCUCCACCACCAGAUCCGACGCAGAUCGCCCUCGGAGCCAUCGGCAUCAAUGCGAAACUCCAGGCCAAAGUCGUGGCCACGCGGCAGAAGCUUGCUGCCGCCGAUCGCCAGGUUGCUACAGGUUUUGCCGUGCUGGCAUACCUUGCGCAGGUCGGAGUCCUGGUCAUCGUCGCAACGGCUCCAGUCCAGCAUGUCCUUCACUUGUGGUUACAGUAUCUACAGUUCGAGUUUGCGGGCAUCAAUGUCGAGUUCUUUCUUGAGCAGUGGAUAUUCGAGGCUUUCACAUCUGAGCUUAUGCUGCUCCUUUGGCAUGGCAACUCGGCGCUCGCGACUGGUGCUUCCCGCAUGCUGUUCUUCAGCUACGUGUCGCCCAUGGCACUGCUUUGGUCCUCCGAGCUGCCAACCCUCAGUCUACAGGAGUGCCUUUUCGUGGCCGUGGUAGCUUGGCGCUGCCUUUUGGAGUUUCAUGUUUUUUUUCCCAGGGGUUCUAUGCUGGGUCGUGCUUUGGGAUGA